UUAUUUUACAUAUGCUCUGGAUGAAUUUCCAUGCCUUUCGGGUAACUUCUUGGAAUCCUCAAUGGGUGUAAUAAUACUUGAAGAAUCGAAGUAAGUGAUAUUUUUCUGAAAAUUCCCUUUAUCUAACUAUUAUAUGAACAACCAUAUUUUUAAUUUUAAUUUAUUUUUCUUUUACUUUCUUCUUAAUUAAUUUACAUAUUACAACUUUCCAUGGAUAUGGCUUUCACAGAACCUGGAGCUAGAAAUCCAUAACUCCACAAUGGAGAUAGAAAUGCUUGAUGCCAAUCUCCAGAACUAUGAUCCUCAAGCUAUAAGAGAUCCCUCACUCGAUCAACUCUUGUGCUGCGAAAAAAGCCUGAAAAUAUCGUUGCAGCAAGUCAUGGAUAGAAAAAAAGAGUUGCUCGCUAACUGGGUGCCAUCUCCUGGUACUGAUCAGAGAGAUCAAAUGGAGACUCAGGGACAAGGUGCAGUUUCUUACUACUCUGGUGGUGUUGGGGAUGUGCUCAACUAUGAUAAGAUUCUCAGACAACUCGAUCCCUGGAUUAGUCCUUACAGCCCUAAGGUUAGGGAGAAAUUGCUUGAAGACAUGAGCAAGGAAGCUAAAGGAAAAUCAGAGGUUCAUGAAGUGGCUGCCAUGCCCAGCAAGAAUAAUACAUGCAGCCUGAAUAUGCUUGCCUUUCCUUCCACUUACACUUCAGUAGUUCCACCAAUCCAGAACCAUCGAAAUUGGCAUAUUGGUGGGGCUUCAACGUCUUACUUUGAAGCACCUAAUGAUGUGCAUUGUUUCAACUUCAACAGCAACAUCCCUCAGAAUUUGAAUGUCCAUGAUGCUACUGAGGUCCCAUUUUCUAUGAGAUCUAAACGCAUAUUUUGAUGCAUAUUGUAAUCAGGGUGAGAAGGGAAAUAAUGCAUUAGGCACUGCAAGAGAACAGGAGGAGGCUCUAGGGACUGCAGGCGAUUCCUUUAAUUUGGAAUUUGGACAUAGCUCAGUUAUCUCUACAUAUGGUAGCUAAAUAUAUGUAACAACACAAUAAAAUAGCAGUGUAUAAGCCAAAAAAACUUUAACUUAGUGGUAUUGAAGUCGUCUCAAAAACUGUGUGAUCUCUGUGAUCUCAAGCUCUAGUUAUCGUCAAAUCUAAUUAUGU
Hevea brasiliensis (rubber tree) is the source of this 1145-nucleotide messenger RNA. RefSeq lists its product as uncharacterized. The record is from RefSeq and is a predicted model, not a curated record. The coding region runs from base 260 to 874 and encodes 204 amino acids. The transcript is spliced from 7 exons. NCBI's taxonomy places the organism in Eukaryota, Viridiplantae, Streptophyta, Magnoliopsida, Malpighiales, Euphorbiaceae.